AUGUCUGAAGAGUAAUAGUAAUAUUGGCCAAUUUUUACAGAGUUAGAUGAUACCAAAACAUUCUGGAACAAGAAAUCUAUCAAUUUUACUAAAUAUACAAUAAUUUAUCAACAGUUAAUGAAUAGAAUUAGUUGGAAAAGUAAUAAGCCUACUGAAUAUGAAUUUUUAUUAAGUGAAGAAGGUGUGCUGUUUUAUAAGCAAAAUAAUAAGGUUAAGGGAUAUGUUGAAUUAAACGAAGACAUCAGUCUGAAAUUGAUUGAUCUAAAAAUCUCAAGCAAGAAAACAGAUGCUGUAAAAGUAAUCAGAAUUAAGAGAACUAAAGAUAUCUUCAACUAUAUUUGGAAUAAAGAUUUGUACUUUAUAGGUGCAUUCUUAAUUUUAGUUAAUAUACUUUUCAGUUUUUGAAACAUUUAUGUUAAUUCUGUUUUGUUCAAAAUUUAGAUUAGUUAUACACAUUACAAGAUGUGAUUGGAAAGGGUGGAUUCUCCAAAGUCUAUACCCUAACCCCAAAUAUCAGACUACCUAACCAGUCCUUUAAUUAUGCAGGUAAAGUCUAUAAUAAAAACGAAUUAUUAUCUAAAAAAGACUUAAAGAAAUUUUAUCAAUUCAUUCGGAAUGAGUGUUAUGUUUUAAAAAGAAUUAAUUUUCCUUAUGUUCUAAAAUUAUGUGAGAUAAUUCAAUUGGAUGAACUCUUAAGUAUGAAUGUAAUUGUUAUAUCAUUUUAGUCUUAGUGACUGAAUAUAUUAAAGGAGGGUCUCUAUAUUAAUAUUUGAAAGAAAGAAAGCGACUCACAGAACUUGAAUCUACUCAGAUUUUACAGAAGUUGGCAUUAGGAUUGUAAUAAGUACAUAAGUAAUAUAACUUAUCUAUUUAUUAAGUUUAGGAUAUGUUCAUCGAGAUAUUAAAUUAGAGAAUGUACUUAUAGAUAAGGAUUAGUUGAAAUUAAUUGAUUUUGGAUUUGCAGAAAAAAUAUGUAGAGAUAGAUUAGUUAAUGGUUAAGGAACAGCUGGUUAUAUUGCACCAGAAGUAUUCAUUAAAUAACCAUACUAAGAAGUAGGGGAUAUAUUUAGUUUAGGUGUUAUAUUUUAUUCAAUGUUAUCAGGUAAGGCUCCAUUUAGAUCAAAUACUUAUGAUGCUUUACUUAAAUUAAACAAGGAAUGUUAAAUAGAUUUUUCAGAAUUGAGAUUUCCUAAUGUUAGUCAAAAGACUAUGCAUCUUUUAAAAGCGAUGUUAUAGAAAUAACCAGAAAAUAGAAUUAAUGUUUAGGAUUUAUUAAAUUAACUAACUGUUCAUUAGAUAUUUUCCCCUUUUCAUGUAGUUGCUUCAACAUAAUCUAUAGUUGAGGGUUCAGUUGGUUUAAGCUUUAAUCAUUUGUAAUCAAAAAAUACUCUAAAAUCAUUUUAUUAACAUAGUCAAAAUUCAUUUAUUGAAAAUAAUAGUUAAAUAUCUUAAUAAAAACCAUCAAAAAAUUUAAAGGAUAGACGAUAUAAGAGUUAGAGUAUGGAUAAAAAAGGUAUGUUUUUGAAAUCAUCAUCUUUUAAACCUUCACUUAAAAGUAUUUAUUAAAUAAAAAUUGAAUAAUCUGAUGAUAAUAUUUCCAUCACAGAUUUUGAAUCACCAAUACCAUAAGAAAGUCUUCAAUUUCUUUAAACUUCUUAUUAAAAACUAAAUUGUUAAAAGUUUAUUUGA
Paramecium pentaurelia is the source of this 1689-nucleotide messenger RNA. The record is from the annotation of a GenBank genome assembly. NCBI's taxonomy places the organism in Eukaryota, Ciliophora, Oligohymenophorea, Peniculida, Parameciidae.